GCCGAUCGUAUAUUCGAAACAGAAUUUGUGCAUUGUCGUGACUGUUUUAUUGAAAACAAUGCCGUUUGAUUAAACAUCAUACGGUAAAUUUUGGUAGGAAAAAUGCACGUAUUUCGAGAGACAUUAGACACAUCAAGUGGAUUGACCCUUUCGUUGGUGCUUUUUAAAAACGUUCAAAAUGUACCCCAACUGAGGAAGCGUGUGAUGGACGGGAGUUUGAAAUGUUGCAUCAUAAAGCCUUGCAUGAUAGUUCACCCUUUCCAGAUUGUUGUCGCGGCGAACAAAGCCGUCAUUAACCACAAGCUUGGGACGAUGAAGACGAAAACCCUAUUUACGGAAGUACUGUAUAACCUUUCCAGUUCUAAGAACAUCUCUCAAUCCCUACUCAAGUUUGGAGUGCACGAUGAUGAUAAGAACAUACUUGUGGCAUUUAUAGGAAAAGAAAAUGAAAGUGCCACGCUUUCCACUUUGCAGGUUAUAGAAGGCGAACAGUGUCCAUUGGAUGAGAUAACUGACUUUUCGGACGAAGGUUUGAUUAAGAAAACGUACGGUAUCAAGGACUCUGAGAAAAAUGCCUCAUCAUUGCUCAACUCUGUUGUAACACGAAUUUCUACUUCAGAUAUUAUGUGAGCUCCCCAUGUUAACCAAUAAAUACAAAUGUGGUGCACAAUGUUAUAUAUUAAUUAUUGAUCUCUGUAAUAAUUUACUUCCGGUAAUUGUCAAGGAAAAUAAAUGAAUGAAAAAUGGAAAA
Bacillus rossius redtenbacheri is the source of this 751-nucleotide messenger RNA. Its product is annotated as EKC/KEOPS complex subunit Tprkb-like. The coding region runs from base 103 to 630 and encodes 175 amino acids. Gene Ontology annotation, cellular component: cytosol; EKC/KEOPS complex; nucleus. The transcript has a single exon. Gene Ontology annotation, biological process: tRNA threonylcarbamoyladenosine modification. The record is from RefSeq and is a predicted model, not a curated record. Lineage: Eukaryota; Metazoa; Arthropoda; Insecta; Phasmatodea; Bacillidae.